AUGCCCCCACCCGACCCCGACCCCGCGCCGGACCUAAUCAUCGUCGUCCUCUUCGCCUCGUUGGCCCCACUAGUCCUGCAGUCGUACCUCGCCUUCUCCCCCAACUCAAGGACCACGCCGAACCGAGUCGCGCGGUGCGUGCUCGGCGUGCUCGGCGGGGUGGUGUUCACGUCCGCGUUCCGAUGGUGGUCCAGCCAGAACCUCCGCCGAAACAUGCUCACAGCGGCAAUGAGCACCCAGUACCCGCACAUGGCCCUCAAGCACGUCCAGCUCGCCCUCCUCCCCUCCCUGUCCGACAGCUAUCCCCGAGCCCGCGCAUUCUCCGCCCUCGACACAGUGAUCAACUUGCGCUGGCGCAACAUACGCAUCGCAGGCGCACCAGCCACAGGCUAUCUCAAGCCGCGCACCGCCAAGUCCCACACCCCUCCGAAGGCUGCGAGGUCACGCAUCGCCGCCGUGGCACACCACGCGCGCAUCGCCGCCACCCAGUUCGUGAUAAUGGACACGAUCCAGGCCCUCUUCCUCGCCCUGGCGCCGGGCACGAUCGGCUCUCCCUUCCCCACGCCACGCGGACGCAUCGACGACUUGCUGGGCACACAGCUGUACCUCCUCCCCGCCGUCCUCCCGCCCGUGGCCCUCCCCCACGUGGUCUUACAAGCAGCGAUCGCGGCGGCCAUUGGCGCGGGGACGUCGCUCGUCCUCUCGUGGCCUUAUCACGCGCUUGCCACGGUAUCGAUCGCGACUGGCAUCUACGAGCCCGACGCGUUCGACCCGGAUCUGUUCUCCAACCCGUUCGCGUCGACCUCGUUGCUCGACUUUUGGGGACGCAGGUGGCACCAGAACUUCCGGCGCGACUUCACGCUCUUGUCAACUGGCACGGUGCGGCUCUUGCGCCUCCCGCAGCGGGCGGCGCUGCCGCUCGUGUUUGUCUUCAGCGCGGCGUACCAUGCCGCCUUCCAGCCCGCUGCUAUCGGCCCUCGCGCGCUCCUGUCCGUCGCGGCCUUCUUCACGCUCUCUGGCGUCAGCGCCGGGCUCGAGGCCGCGUUCCGCGCCAUCACCGGCCGCAAGGUCCGCGGCUGGCCUGGCCGCGUCUGGGCCGUCGGCUUCUUCCUCGCCGCCGGCUACAUGAUGCGCGACGGCUGGAUCGACGCAGGGUACGUCACGGUCCCGUUCACUACUGGCGCUGGACGCGGCAUCGCGCGGUAUACCCUCCAGCACGUGCUCGUGCCCGGUGCAACUGCAUAG
Vanrija pseudolonga is the source of this 1245-nucleotide messenger RNA. RefSeq lists its product as uncharacterized. The record is from RefSeq and is a predicted model, not a curated record. Bases 1 to 1245 code for a protein of 414 amino acids. Lineage: Eukaryota; Fungi; Basidiomycota; Tremellomycetes; Trichosporonales; Trichosporonaceae. The transcript has 2 exons. Gene Ontology annotation, biological process: lipid metabolic process.